Messenger RNA from Leptopilina boulardi, 5640 nucleotides. RefSeq names its product solute carrier family 2, facilitated glucose transporter member 1-like. NCBI's taxonomy places the organism in Eukaryota, Metazoa, Arthropoda, Insecta, Hymenoptera, Figitidae. The record is from RefSeq and is a predicted model, not a curated record. Gene Ontology annotation, biological process: monosaccharide transmembrane transport. The transcript is spliced from 6 exons. Gene Ontology annotation, cellular component: membrane. Bases 291 to 1883 code for a protein of 530 amino acids. Gene Ontology annotation, molecular function: hexose transmembrane transporter activity.
CCAACAGACCGACGUCUGCAUCUUGCCGACGGCGACGUCGCGACGAAGUGUGCGUCCUUUAGCUCAGUCUCAAGAGCAUAUUCCGUCAGUGUGGAUGCCUUAAAUUUCUCGUUUUUCUUUUCUUUUUUUGUAACUUCCUGAGCUUUCGUGUGCUUUUUUCUCCCCUCUUUUUCACGCCGUGGACCAUCUUCUAUAUAUUUGUUCUCGUUGGAAUUUAAGAGCUGUGAUAUUUUCGGUAAAAAGCCUACCCUUGGAAUAAUUUAAGCGCAGUCACGACGUCCCACACGAGGAUGGACCGAGAUGACGAUGAUUUCGGCGAGGGUUUCAUUGCAGAAUCACAUCCCCUGAGACCAACUCAUCUUAAUGUUCCUCUGGGAGGUCGAAAUGAAUCUCGAGCACCAAGUAUUAGCAGCAGCGUUAGCGAUAUGGACGUGCCAAUUUAUACCAGAGAAACCACCAUACCACUUUCAGCUAAAAAGGGUCUCAAUGCCAAUUUGAUGUUUGCAAUUGCCGCUGCGGCACUUGGUUCCUCAUUUCAACAUGGUUAUAAUACCGGAGUUAUCGCCAACAGUGGAAAGGUACUGAAGGAAUGGAUCAGCGAUCGAUUAGUUGAACGAAAUGAAAGUCCAGAAUCAUUGACAUUUAUAUUUGCAAUAAUUGUAUCGAUAUUUUGUUUGGGCGGAAUGGUUGGUGGAUGUUCAGUUGGCUAUGUUGCCGAUCGUUUUGGACGUAAAGGUGGAUUACUAUUGAAUAAUAUACUUGUUUUUUUAACAGUAUUAUUCGAAGGCUUGGCAAAACCAACAUCAAGUUAUUAUAUGUUUAUUAUUGGAAGAUUUAUCAUUGGUAUUAAUUCGGGAUUAAAUGCUGGUCUAGCGCCUAUGUAUCUCAGUGAAAUAUCACCAAGUCAUUUGCGCGGUGCAGUUGGUACUAUUUAUCAAUUGAUAAUAACAAUAUCAAUUUUAGUUGCACAAAUAUUGGGUUUAGAUGGACUUUUUGGUACACCAACACAAUGGCCAACACUUUUUUGUCUCACAGCUGUACCUGCAAUUUUUCAACUUGUCACACUUCCAUUUUGUCCCGAGAGUCCAAAAUAUCUUCUUCUCACACGUGGACGGGAUCUUGAUUCACAAAGAGCAAUGUCCUGGCUUCGUGGAUCAAUUGAUGUUCAAGAUGAAAUGGACGAAAUGCGAACGGAAUAUGAAUCGAUGAAACUUGUACCUGCAGUGUCAUUGAAGGAAUUAAUUAUGAAUGCAAGUUUGCGUAUUCCAUUGCAAAUUGCAGUGAUGAUGAUGAUUGCCCAGCAAAUGUCCGGUAUCAAUGCAAUUGUAUUUUUCUCGACGAAAAUUUUCACAAUGGCAGGACUUAAUGACAGUACAUCACAAAUGGCAACCUUGGGUGUUGGCGCUGUUAAUGUAUUUAUGACAAUUGUUUCUCUAUUUCUUGUUGAACGUGCCGGAAGAAAAACAUUGCUCUUGACUGGUUUUGCUGGAAUGACAGUUGUCACCUUCCUUCUUGCAAUUAUGCUUCCUCAUGCCAAAACUUCUGCAUUCGCGACCUAUGGUGCAAUUCUCAUGGUGAUAUUGUUCUUUGUAUUAUUUGCAACUGGACCAGGUAGUAUUCCAUGGUUUUUGGUGACGGAACUUUUUAAUCAAUCGGCACGACCAGUGGCAACAUCGGUGGCAAUUGGCGUUAAUUGGACAGCGAAUUUCUUUGUUAGUUUUGGAUUUGAGCCGAUUGAACAGUCAAUUCAUCAUUAUGUGUUCUACAUUUUUGCUGUUCUUCAGGCACUAUUCACUUUUUAUAUAUUUAAACAAGUACCGGAGACAAGGAACAAGAGUAUCGAGGAAAUUAGCAGUUUAUUCAGACAGAGAUCGUAUCAGUAAAAACGUGAGAAUUGAGACUUUUCAUUCGUUUUGUGGGAGGGAGAAAAGAAAAAAAAGAAAAGAAAACGAAUAGAGUUUUUUACAAAAUUCUCAUUUAUGGUGCUGAAAAAGUUUGCGCAAAGACGCAAAUUAGUUCGAUGAACUUUUUUUUUAAAAAAUGGUCCAUUGAAGAAGGCUGGUUUAAUAUCAUGUUGAGAAAUUGACUUUCUACUUUUUUUUUCUUCUUACAAAUAGUUCCUACUUUUAACUGCAGUGCAAUAACUGUUUUUUUUAAAUGACGAAACUAAUUUUUAAAAUGACAAUAUUCAAAUCUAAAAAUUGACAAUUUAAUUCAAAAAAUAAUUUAACUCUAGUCUUCCUUUAAUGGAUUCAUUUUAUCUUUUUUUAAUUCAAUUAUAUCACCCAGUUAUUAUUUUAAAUCCAAAAUAUUUUAAUUCACAUUUUAUUAUUUUACAUAUCUACAAAUAACUCUUGUUUUCAUUUUUUUAAUUCUUACUCUACCGUCAAAAAAAAAAAAAUUUACUGGCAUUUUUUUUUUAAAUUUCUCUACUAUUUAUUGAGAAUUUUCUUUUUAAUUUUGUCUUGUGAAUUGUAAAUAAUUGUUUUUAAACAAGAUCAAAGUUUUUAAAUUAUAUAGUUUAUGUUUCUUAUAUAUAUAUAAUUAUUUUUUGUAUUAUUUUUUAUGUGCAUAAAAUGUGCCAGUGAUUUUUUUUUCAAAAAAAAAAAGGGGGAGUGUAAAACUUUCUUUUAUAAUCCGUGUCAUAAUAAUUGUAAAUACGUGAGAUGAAGUAAAUAGACUGUAGACGAGUGUAUUGUAUAGAGAAAUAUGUAGCUCUAUUUCUGUACGCGUAGUUAAAUUUUUUAUUUAUAUAUGAGGCAUAAGUAAAAAAAAAAAAAAACAUUAUUUAUAUAAUUAAACUGUUUACGAAUACCAAUUAUGCCUCAGAAAAAAAAAUCGUUUGUGAUUUAUUGUCACGCGAUUUCAAUUUUUUUUUUUUUCAAUUGAUUAACAAAAUACUUUGCAAAAGUGACAGAUCACGAUUAAUUAAUACUCAGAAAAAAAAAUAUGUGUAGUAUUACGAAUUAACAAACAAAAAAGGCGAAUCAGUUUUAUUCGAAUUUAUUUGACAUGAAUGAAUUUUCCGAGAGGGGAAUAUGAAAAAUUUUUUUUUUAACGAAAGGAAACACAAGGAAUUCCGUUUCGCCAAAUACCAUUUUAAUUUUUAAUCACGAAACAAAAUUUUAUUAGUUUUUAAUUAAAUAUUUUAAUAUCAAUUCUUUUGUUUUUAAAACCAAUAUUUUUUUAAUUUAUUAAAUUUUAAAAAAAUCAAGAAAAUGGAGUUUGGCAAUUUUUUUUUUUGUGUAUCUACCUCAGUGAAAAGCAAAUUAUGAAAAAUAUAUAUUCAUAUUCAGUGUGGUUUACUGUAAACAUUGAGAAGAUAUAUUUUCGAGCGUUUAAAUAAAUAAAUAAAAAAUAAACCCCCGAGAAUUCACAGCUUCAUGUUGAAGCAGUGCGAAAAGAUAAUUAUUUUCGAUCGAAUAAAAUGGCUCAAAUGGUGAUAAAUAAUCAAAGUUAAUUUUUAGCAUAAGUUACAUAAAAAAAAAAAAAAACAAGAAUAUUAUCACUUGAUUCGGAUUCGCUGAAUGUAUCGCAUUAAGUAUAUGUAUACAUGUAUCUGAUAAAAAAAAAAUACAAGUGUCCAUUCGAUUAAUUAAAUUCGCAUAAUAUUCAUCGAGUCUCGAACGGAUCGUAUAAAAAAAAAUAAUAAUAAUUGUUUCUCAGUUUGGCUUUGUUUGUCAUUCAAUGAACAUUUUUAUUUUCAAUGAAUACUGGAAAGACUGCUAUAAAGAAACGCCAAUUAAUUUUGGCACGCACGAAUGCUCGAUAUACGUAUAUAUAUUUGCAAAACUGAUGUUAAAAUAUUUUAUACAAGCUCUUUUCUUUUUUCUCAUAUUAAGGGCAUCUUGAAUGAUGUUCUUUUUUUUAUACACAAUGAGAAUACGCAACUUUUGGAAAAAUAUUUUUUCUUCCACACAUAAAAUAACAUUAAAUUUUUUUUUAUUUACCAUAAUUGUAUUUUAUUUAAAAUAAAAUAUUUUUUUACAAAAAAAAUAAAUUAAGAAACUUUUUUUUUGUAAUAAAUAUUAAAAAUCACAAUUAUAUCAACUGAUAAUUUACUAAAAAUAUUUUUUAUGUUAUUGUAUGUGAAAAAAUGUGAUUCAAUUAAUAUGAAUAAUAAUUGAAUAAUUUAUUUAUAAAAUAUUUUUUUUAAAAAGUUGCGAAAAAUUGAGUUUUUGUUUAAAUUAAGAUUGGAUGUAAUUUUUUUUUAAAUUUCUGUAUAUGUUAUAAUCGUUUUGUCGUACCUAUAUAAGUAAAUAAGUUAUUAUUGCAUCACAGUGAUAGCAUUUAGUUGUAGUGUCUUUUAUAUGAGAAAUCCAUUGAUAAUUAUUAAAAAGUUUCCGAAAUAAUCUUGUGCAUAUCCGCUAAAUCGAAUAUAAAUAGUUGUAAAAUCAUAUUUUAAUCCCUAAUAGAGCAAAUUUAAAUCAUUGGAUUUAUAUUAUAUACAUUUCUGACACACGAGAGAUGUGUAUACAAUAAUAAUUAUAAUAAUAAUAAUGAUGAUGAUGAAAAUGAUGUUGAUUUAAUCUUUAGGAUUUGAUAUAUAUAUGUUGUCUGUUGAUGGAUGUUUCGCGAUUGACGAAUCGUCAAAAAUUUGCGAAUUUGUAAUUUGUGCUGCGACUACAUCAUUUUUUUUGAUGCCAAUAUACAGUUGUACAAAUAAAACGAUUGAGAAAUGUAAACACAUAUCUUUUAAUAAAUUCAAAAUCUAAGACAAUAAAACAAUAAUGAUGGUAAAUGAUAAAAGAACAAAGGGAUCGAUUACUCUAAUAUUUUUAAUUUUUCUUUUUUAAAAAAAAUAUUUUAUUUGUUUAAAAUUUUAAUUUAUCAUUUUAUUUAAUUUCAUAUGUAAAAAAAAAAAUUGUACAAUUUAGAGUUGUCGACCCUUGAAAUUUACAUUAAGGAAGAAUCAGAUAAAGGAUUAAAAGAAAUAUAUCAAAAAGUAUUUUUUUUCCUUCUAUUUUAUUCUGUUUUUUGUUUCAUUUUUUUUUCAAUUCUUUUCAUUAGAUUUUCGUUUCUGUUCAUAUUUAUUAAUAAAUUAAAAAUUUAUUUUUUAUUAAUUUAAUUUCAAUUAUUCUUUUUAAAGACUAAAAAAAAACUUCCUGAAUUCUUCCUUAAAAUCUAAAAUUAAAAUAAAAUGUAAAAAUGAAAACUUAAUGUACAAUUUAAAAAAAAAAUUGAGAUCGCAAUUCGUGUAUCUUAAAUUUUAUUUUCUAUAGUAUUUUUUUUUUAUCUUUUUGACCGAUAUAUACAAUGAUAACCAAGGCAGAUCUUAAAGAAACGUAAAAACGUCUUUCCAAAUUUUUUUUUUGUUCAAUUUUAAUUCAGUCCAAAAUCGGACAUUUUUUUUUUACAUUAUUCGGAAUGACUCGAUAUUUUCUAGAUCCAGGUACGCAGAGAAUUUUUUUUUUUUUUUCGGUGAAUGAGACAAUAAGAUAUACAAAUAAUUUACAGACAAUUACUAUUUAUAAUGAUUUGGAAAUAGGUCACUGGACGGUUAAUUAAAUUAUAAUAUUUUAUGAAGACGGGCGUGAAUUAUUUUUGUUUUCUUGUCUUCCUUCAAUAAAAAUUUCAAUGUUAAAUCAUUGAAAAUUAAAAAGUGCGAAAUUAAAAAAAAAUGGAAGAGGAAGACGGGAA